AAGCACUAUCUUCUCCAACGAGAUCCGCUCUGGUGUGGACUUCUCCUGUACAACUUCCGCAUGGUCGCCUAUGAAUGCAGCACCAUCCUAGCCAGCAGGGGUGUGUCGAUACUCCCAGUCGCACAUCUCUACAAACGCCUGCGACAAAGCCAACACCUGCCCACGCAAUGGCCCGACAUGGACCAUGUCAUCAGCGCGCAGGGCGCGAACCACCUCUUCGUGGGAGGGCUGCCGUCCUCAUCUGAUGGUUGCGCAAAGCGCCUAGCCCUCGCUCUGGGCAUG
Messenger RNA from Zymoseptoria tritici IPO323, 282 nucleotides. RefSeq lists its product as uncharacterized. The annotation marks the transcript as partial. The transcript has a single exon. The record is from RefSeq and is a predicted model, not a curated record. Lineage: Eukaryota; Fungi; Ascomycota; Dothideomycetes; Mycosphaerellales; Mycosphaerellaceae.